AUGAUAAACCAAAUAGAUGAAUGCUUUAAAAUGCGGGGUCACAGUGGCGAUCAGGGAUGUGUUGGAGCGUGUGUGGACGUCGUGUUUGUGCAGCCUGGAGAUGACACAGUGAGGCUGGGUCAAAGGUCAGAGGUUGCUGUCCUAAUAGAGAUAAACAAGAGUUUGGGAUUGAUCUGCAAAAAACUAGAUCACAGUUUAGAUUGCAGAGGGAUGCAUUUAGGGUCAAAGGCCUGCACUGGUUCAUGCUCCGGUCUGCACACACUCACACACACGCUCACACACCCCGUCCCCCUGGAAAAUACCCCCCGCUGUCUGUGUUGA
Messenger RNA from Xyrichtys novacula (pearly razorfish), 321 nucleotides. The record is from the annotation of a GenBank genome assembly. Lineage: Eukaryota; Metazoa; Chordata; Actinopteri; Labriformes; Labridae.